CUCAUAGGGAAGGGGUGAGUCUGUAGAUAUGAUUCCUACAGGGGAGAUGUGCGUUUUUUUUGUGAUAUAAUCAGCUGUCGUCCCUGGAUGAUUUCAAUCUAAGCCAAUAAACCAAACAUGAAGAUCGUAAAACAGAUCAGCCCGCUAUACGGCUUGCUAGCCGUCCUCGUGGUUUGUGGGACACUUCUCGACCAAGGCGAGUGCGUCAUAAAUGUGAUCACGCGCGGUUUGGUCCGUAAGCCACAGACUGAGAAGAAACGAGUUAUGGCAGCGCCUCCGCUAGCCGUCAAGGUCCGGCGGCACUACGAUGUCAAAACGAAACAAACCCUGGUCCAGCAAUGGCUAAAGCGGGUAUUGCGAAAUAGAAGCCACCCCCGCUCUCUCCUCCAUAAACGUCUUAAGGAAGGCGGCCUCCGGUCGAAAACUUAUCAUAAAAAGCAACAGCACAAUCCCUACUCCCCAACCUACGACCACACCAAUAUAACCGGCUACUAGAGAGGGACAGAGCACACCAAUAUACCCGGCUUCUCGAGAGGUACAGACCACACCAAUUUAACCGGCUACUAGAGAUAGACCACACCAAUAUAACCGGCUACUAGAGAGGGACAGACCACACCAAUAUACCCGGCUUCUCGAGAGGUACAGACCACACCAAUUUAACCGGCUACUAGAGAUAGACCACACCAAUAUAACCGUCUACUAGAGAGGGACAGACCACACCAAUAUAACCAGCUACUAGAGAGGGACAAAACAACCAUUAGUAUAUACUUGGCGGGAACUUCAUAAGAACGCGCGCUCUGAUUGGUUCGCUAUCUCGGAAUAAUGGGACAGUAUUCACCGCUAAAACUCGGAAUAAUUAUUUAUUGUGAAAUUACCAUGAAAAACUUGCUUUUAGCACCCGAAAUUAUCGAGCUUCACAUUAAAACGGCAUUUUUGCUAAAACUUAUUUAGAUUUAUUGUCCUUUACUGAAAAUCGGCUUCAAACUUCCCGUUCAGAGUGAGCAAAAUCUUUUAAAAAGUACGAACAUCAACAACUCUCAGAAGCGAUACCUCGUUUCGCGCGACCAUUAUUAAAGGUAAGCAAUUUCGAUAAAAUAAUUACAGCAAAAUGUGUCUUGUUCUAUCCCCGCCAAGUAUAUUCUAAAAUAAUUAUUCUCCUCGGGCUUAGUGAACAGCGGUGGAUAGUCACCUCGCCGCUUCGCGUUUCAGGGAAUAUCCACCGCUAUUCACUUCACCUUCGGCGAAUAAUUGUUAAUUAUUACCAUGGACUGCGAAGGUGAUGACCAAGUAAAACCUGGAUAAGUCAACCAAGAAAAAGCUAUAAAUAAUGGACUACACUUGUGAUGACCAAGUAGAGCCUGGAUAAGUCAACCAAGAUAAAGCUAUAAUUUAUGGAUUACAUCAAUGAUGACCAAGUAGAACCUGGAUAAGUCAACCAAGAUAAAGCUAUAAUUUAUGGAUUACAUCAAUGAUGACCAAGUAGAACCUGGAUAAGUCAACCAAGAUAAAGCUAUAAUUUAUGGAUUACAUCAAUAAUGACCAAGUAGAGCCUGGAUAAGUCAACCAAGAUAAAGCUAUAAUUUAUGGAUUACAUCAAUGAUGACCAAGUAGAACCUGGAUAAGUCAACCAAGAUAAAGCUAUAAUUUAUGGAUUACAUCAAUAAUGACCAAGUAGAACCUGGAUAAGUCAACCAAGAUAAAGCUAUAAUUUAUGGAUUACAUCAAUGAUGACCAAGUAGAACCUGGAUAAGUCAACCAAGAUAAAGCUAUAAUUUAUGAAUUACAUCAAUGAUGACCAAGUAGAACCUGGAUAAGUCAACCAAGAUAAUGCUAUAAUUUAUUGAUUACAUCAAUGAUAACCAAGUAGAACCUGGAUAAGUCAACCAAGAUAAAGCUAUAAUUUAUGAAUUACAUCAAUGAUCACCAAGUAGAACCUGGAUAAGUCAACCAAGAUAAGGCUAUAAUUUAUGGAUUACAUCAAUGAUGACCAAGUAGAACCUUGAUACGUCAACCGGGAUAAAGCUAUAUAUAAAGCGAAAACAGCUUUCGUGAAACCUUCCUCCUUUAGUGAAACCUUUGGUAUCCAUAAUGAUUUUGUAAUGAUAAGUGAAGUGCUAAAAGCUUCAUUUAGAAUAAGGACAAAGCAGUCAUUCCCACCAGGAGAAUGAUUGAAAAGCAGUUGUCAUGACAACAGAUGCACAUUUGUGUUUGUGAGACACUGCCCAUCAGCAAGACAAGCAGAACAGGAUUUGAAUCCUUCUUUAUACCUAAUUAGAACAGUGUAGCAAAAGCUGUGUCGAAAGAUGUAAAGAUACUAUGUGUGAUAAUUGCGUCAUCCAUAUAAGGUAAACAUGAAAUAGAUGAAGCCAGGAAGCCUGAUCAUUUGGUAUCUGACAUAGCUGUUAGUGGUUUUUUAUGCUUGAUAGUUUUCGUGGUUUGCUGUUUACGACUAGGCUUUGUUUAUGGACCAAAUUUUGGUUGCUCGAUAGUUUUGUUCUGGAGGAUUUGUGUACAGGCCGUCAGACAUCAAAUGGUGAGGCUAGAAUUAACGAAGGGAAUGUAAUGAAAAGAUUUCCUGAUUGAAAAAAAAUACUUAAACAUGAACAGUCAAAGUAGUUACAAGAUAAUAGAUGUUGUAAAGAGCUUUGGAACUGAGAAGCGACGAGAUUAAAUUCAUAGGUGCGUAUA
Messenger RNA from Nematostella vectensis (starlet sea anemone), 2688 nucleotides. RefSeq lists its product as uncharacterized. Lineage: Eukaryota; Metazoa; Cnidaria; Anthozoa; Actiniaria; Edwardsiidae. The transcript is spliced from 3 exons. The coding region runs from base 118 to 495 and encodes 125 amino acids. The record is from RefSeq and is a predicted model, not a curated record.